Messenger RNA from Pristis pectinata (smalltooth sawfish), 1898 nucleotides. RefSeq names its product mab-21-like 1 (gene mab21l1). The record is from RefSeq and is a predicted model, not a curated record. The transcript has a single exon. NCBI's taxonomy places the organism in Eukaryota, Metazoa, Chordata, Chondrichthyes, Rhinopristiformes, Pristidae. Bases 298 to 1377 code for a protein of 359 amino acids.
AAGCGCAGGCUGGACUACACUUGAUCUGUUUCUUGACAAAAGAGAGAGAGAGAGAGAGAGAGGGAAGAGAGAAAACAAACAAGUUUGGCUAGUGCUGCUACUGCCGUGAUAGGUUUGUACGCUAUUGCUGCCGUCCAAAUUUCAUGAACCCGAUUUCUACGAUUUGGAGUUUUUUUACGACAUCUACUUUUACUGUUUUUUAUUAUUUUUCUGAAGUUGGCGCCUGUUAAACCGGCCGCAUUGGAUCCGUCAGGGUACUGCGAGACUCCGGUGUACAACCCGGAUCUCUGCCCAAAUAUGAUUGCUGCCCAAGCCAAACUAGUCUACCACCUGAACAAAUACUAUAAUGAGAAGUGUCAAGCUCGAAAAGCCGCAAUUGCCAAGACCAUCAGGGAAGUGUGCAAAGUGGUGUCAGACGUACUCAAGGAAGUGGAAGUGCAGGAGCCACGGUUUAUCAGCUCCCUUAACGAAAUCGACAGCCGUUUUGAAGGGUUGGAGGUAAUUUCCCCUACCGAGUUCGAGGUGGUCCUCUACCUUAACCAGAUGGGUGUUUUCAACUUCGUGGACGAUGGCUCCUUACCUGGCUGCGCCGUGCUGAAGCUAAGUGACGGUCGUAAGAGGAGCAUGUCUCUGUGGGUGGAAUUCAUUACGGCUUCGGGAUAUCUCUCUGCACGUAAGAUCCGCUCCAGGUUUCAAACACUGGUGGCUCAGGCCGUGGACAAAUGUAGUUACCGGGACGUUGUGAAGAUGGUGGCCGACACUAGCGAGGUGAAGCUCCGGAUCAGGGACCGCUACAUAGUGCAGAUCACUCCCGCUUUCAAAUGCACUGGGAUUUGGCCGAGGAGCGCGGCGCAUUGGCCGCUGCCUCAUAUCCCCUGGCCUGGGCCGAACCGGGUAGCAGAGGUCAAGGCCGAGGGGUUCAAUUUGCUCUCCAAAGAGUGUUACUCCCUUUCCGGCAAGCAGAGCUCAGCCGAGAGCGAUGCCUGGGUCUUACAGUUCGCCGAGGCCGAGAACAGGCUUCUAUUAGGGGGCUGUCGGAAGAAAUGCCUGUCUGUUCUCAAAACUUUGCGCGAUCGACACCUUGAACUCCCUGGACAGCCUCUCAAUAACUAUCACAUGAAAACACUGGUUUCCUAUGAAUGUGAGAAACAUCCCAGAGAAUCGGACUGGGACGAGUCGUGUUUGGGAGAUCGCCUAAACGGGAUUCUACUGCAGCUCAUCUCCUGUCUUCAGUGUCGCAGAUGUCCACAUUAUUUCUUACCCAACCUAGAUUUAUUUCAGGGCAAACCACAUACCGCUUUGGAAAACGCAGCAAAACAAACCUGGCGCCUGGCGAGAGAGAUACUCACUAAUCCCAAAAGCUUGGAAAAACUUUGAAAUUGAACAUAUACCAUUUAAACCGUGAUUUCCAUUUUAUGACAUAUUUAAAUAUCCUCGCAUUUGUUGUUCAGUUGUGGCUAUUGAUGUUUUGUGUACCAGGAAUUCCUAGGCGAACAAGCUGACUGAUUCCAUAUUUUUGGAUACGGCUGGACUUUCUUUUUGCUAAAAGAAGAUAUUGCCAUCAAGGUAUUUGUAGAUGAUAUUAUUGAAGUUUAUUGCUAUCUGAUGUGUCUAAUGGAAAAGUUUACACCUUGGCGACAGUGAUCGUUUCAGAUUUUGCUUGUUCAUAUCUUUAUUACUCAUUCCAUCAUGACUUGAAUUGUUAUUUAAACUAUAUCCAAACGGAAAUAUGAACGUUGCUUAUACAUAAUGCUUGAUUGUCGAAAACUGGAGAAAAUAUUGAAAAUAUGCACUUGGAAAACACUGGAUUUGAAAACUUUGUGACUAAGAACAUUUUGAAAUUUCUGUUGCUGAAAUAUUUAAUUUGAAGUUAAUAAAUGAAACGAUUAAAAUCCUUA